Panicum virgatum (switchgrass) is the source of this 1912-nucleotide messenger RNA. Its product is annotated as MLO-like protein 1. The transcript has 14 exons. The record is from RefSeq and is a predicted model, not a curated record. The coding region runs from base 230 to 1669 and encodes 479 amino acids. Gene Ontology annotation, biological process: defense response. Lineage: Eukaryota; Viridiplantae; Streptophyta; Magnoliopsida; Poales; Poaceae. Gene Ontology annotation, cellular component: membrane.
AAGCCUCUAAAAAAAAUACACCGACGAACAAUAAUGUGCACGAGGUCGAUGGUCAAAAGGGAGUGAUAUGAGUGGCUAGAGCACAAGUGCACAACCAGUCAAUCAUCCUGAGAGCCACGAACACCUGCGUGAAGGAGCUUUUCAGUGCUCGGCUACUGCUAGCAGCGCAUCGGUUUCAUCAGGAGCUAGAGAUCACCCCCCGUCGCCGUCGACGUCGUCGGCCUCGGCCAUGUCGUCGGAGGCGACGCUGGAGCACACGCCGACAUGGAUCGUGGCAUCCGUGUGCUCCGCCAUCGUCCUCAUCUCCCUCCUCUUCGAGCGCGCGCUCCACCGCCUCGGCAAGGCACUGGAGCGUCGGAGGGUGACUCUGUACGAGGCGUUGCUGAAGCUCAAAGAAGAGCUGAUGCUGCUGGGGUUCGUGUCGCUGCUGCUCGUCGUCUUCCAGGACUUGAUACAGAAGAUCUGCAUCGACGAGAGCCUCAUGGAGCACGGGUGGCCGUGCCGAGGUGGGAACGAGGCGGCGGCGGCGGCGCACCACGGGGCUGCCUCCACAUUUGCUGGAACCGGCAGGAGGAUGCUCAAAGGAGGGGCGACUUUCGGUCACUGUUCAAGCAAGGGAAAAGUCCCAUUGCUCUCGCCUCACGCCUUAGAACAGAUACACAUCUUCAUCUUCGUUCUAGCCAUCUCGCACGUCGUUCUCAGCGCCGUCACCGUGCUCCUGGGACUCCUACAGAUGAGGAAAUGGAAGCUCUGGGAGAACAGCAUCCAGGAAGAGGGCAGCACUGCUCCGAAGAUGAUCAAGCGAGUGCAGAAAAUCAAGUUCAUCCAGGAUCGGUGCAAGGGGCGCGAGAAAGUCACCUGGGUCAUAAUAUGGAUGCGAUCGUUCUUCAAGCAAUUCUACGGAUCAGUAUCCAACGAUGACUAUGUCGCAAUGAGGCUUGGCUUCGUCAUGGAGCACUUUAGGGGGCACCACAAGUUCAACUUUUAUGACUACAUGAUCAAAGCUCUGGAGAAAGAUUUUAAGAGAGUAGUUGGUAUAAAAUGGUAUUACUGGAUAUUUGUGAUGAUCUUUUUGCUACUCAAUAUCACCGGGUGGCACUCAUAUUUUUGGAUCUCGUUGGUCCCGUUGUCUUCGCUGCUUCUGAUCGGAACAAAGCUGGAGCACAUCAUAAACAAGCUGGCCUACGAGGUCGCCUCCAAGCACGCCGCCGGGCAAGGGGAGGGGGGCAUCGUCGUGCGCCCUUCCGACGAGCUGUUCUGGUUCCACAGCCCCCGGCUCGUGCUCGUCCUCAUCCACUUCAUCCUGUUUCAGAACGCAUUAGAGUUCGCGUAUUUCUUCUGGACACUGGCGAUGUUCGGCGUCAACUCGUGCAUCAUGGACAGACCGGGGUACAGCGUGUCGAGGAUCGUCAUCUGCGUCGUCGUCCAGGUGCUCUGCAGCUACAGCACGCUCCCCCUCUACGCCAUCGUCUCUCAUAUGGGGAGUUCGUUCAAGAGCGCGGUGUUCGCCGACGACGUCGCCGACCAUCUCAGGGGCUGGGCCGACGGCGCGCGGAGGCGCAUGAAAAGGUCUGCCACGGCUGGCGACGCCGCCGGCUGCCUGGGAGCGGAACGGCGGAGUUUGGAAGGGAGGAGCCGCCCAGCCCAGCUUCGGAGCAUCUCGUUCUGAGGAGAGAAGCCGCGUGCAUACUCUGCAGGGCACGCACAUGCAGUGCCACUUCGUCUGGGCCUCUCGGGUCACCACCCAACGAGCCGUGGUUGGUUUUACACAAGACGAAAAGGGGAUAUGGUGUAUUUGUGUUUUUGGCUUGCUGGUUAAAGGCCGCUGGUUGUUGCUUAUUUGAGACUAGAGAGAGAGAGAGAGAGAGAGAGAGAGAGUUUGAUCGGUUUUGUUCAUUUGCAUCUUGGAGUC